AUGGCGAGUCGACCUGAAAUGAAGCGCGCCUCGGACUCAGAGACAGAUCCACCACGUACGCGUCCUUGUCCUGCCUGCAACAAGACAUUUUCAAAAGCCGAACAUCUCACCCGGCAUCUCCGCAGCCACACUAAAGAGAGGCCGUAUGUGUGUACUACCUGCGGGAAGGUGUACUCCAGAAGUGAUGUGCUGCGGAGACAUCUCAAAAGCCACGAGAAGCACUCUCAAAAUGCUUCACCGCAGCCCCGAGCUUCGAUUUCAGGGACCCCAUCCCGAUCAGUGGCGGAAGAGUCGACGAUAAUCUCUACCCCAUCUCAUGCGGCACCAAGGAUACAUGAGCUACUCAAUGAUGCUUCAUUAAUAGUACCAGCCGUACCUGACCAACUAAUUAGCAGUACCGAGCCACUACAACCCCAAUCAGCGACAGGGAUGAAUUUGCAUGACUCCGUACUACAGACAGAUACCGAUUCUUGGUUCCUUGGCGCAGACUUUGAUGUAAAUGCCUUGGACUUUUCCAUAUCAUCGGCGAUAUCGGAAUGGGCGCAACUGCCUUCCACACCACACAUGUUAGGCUCUGUUGGCUUAGCAGAAGAGCCGCUGCAUUCCGCACCAACGUCCUACGCAAAGGGGAACGGCGAUGAAUCGCAUCCAGCGGACAUUGUAAGGAAGAGAUGGUUUACUUGCUUAUCUCCGCCAGAGGUAAACCAAUUCGUCUACAGAGGGCCCAAUCGCCCCGGUGACUCGUUCCCUCAAGGGAGGAUCGAUGCCGAUGACAACUAUAGAGCUGGUCUCUCCCAGAGGUUGAAGCCUCGCAUGCAUGAUGAAGCACUGCCAUCCGCAGAGCAACUGAAUCUCUUUGCGAAGCUCUUCUUUAGUCGAUUUCACUCCCUGUUUCCGGUUAUACAUGCACCCACCUUUCGUCCGACCGCGGAAAAUUCGUUGCUAUUCUUAUCAAUCUGCUCAAUAGGCAGCCUCUUUGUGGGGUCAUCCCAUGCAGUGGCGCAAGGCCUGAGGAUAUUUGAACGACUGAAUAAAGCAAUUCUGGCCUCCUGGGAGUCCAUUCUUGCUCAUAGCCGACCGGAUGCCUUGUCGAUGGUCCAAGCUGCCAUUCUGGGCCAGACUUAUGGAAUUUUGUCCGGAAGGCCCAAGGACUUGGUCCUUGCGGAUGUCCUUCAUGGUACUGUAAUGGGAUGGACACGUGAGUCCAAUAAAUACGCUACUCUUGGACAUGGACAGUUCCUCGAUUCUUGUUCGACCGAACAAGAGGUGAUCGAGCAGUGGCACCGAUGGGCCGAGGCGGAACAGAGAAGACGGGUCGAAAUCGCCUUAAAUAUACACGAUGCGGAGCUUGCCAGCCUGAUGCAUCAUGAACCGAUCCGCAAGCAUCGAUUCACACAAUAUCCGCUGCUAGCCUCGGAACCAAUGUUCAUGGCUCCGACAGCCGCCCGAUGGGCCAACAUGUACAAGCAGUCACCAUCAUUUACUAAAUUAACCCCCUCUCCCGACCUUCACUUUCACUCCGCCGGACAUGAUUCUAGGUUCGCUGUCUAUAGUGUGCUGGAGAGUAUCAACGCCCAUGUCAUUGAAGCUCGCCUCUCAGGCACCUUAAACAGGGAUACAUCUCGGAAUCUAUCUAGCCUACUGAUGCAUUGGUGGAGUAAGUAUAGCUCACAAUACAUUCAAGAUGAGGAAGAGGACCCUUUCAGUCUUCCUGUAUUGUGGCACUCGAUUUACAUGUCUCUUUACAGCGACAUGGACGUGCUUGAACGAGCAGUUGGUCGUAAUGGGCACGCAGCAGCCACUGAUUCUCACCACGCGGUUCAAGGGUGGGCAGGCUCCCUGGAUGCCAGGGCUCUCUUUUCGGCUGCUCUCGCAUGGCUCUGCUUCACGAGAAUUGGACAACAGCAAUCCAUCAACUUGAAAGCUUUCGAUGCACCAGAGAUCCAGCUCCUGGGCAGUGAGACCGCGUUGCAAGAGGCCCAAGGGCAGGCAUUCGGAGACUCUGCAUUUGCAGAUGUAAAUCACUUACAUCGACUGAUUGAUCUUUUGCACCGCUUUGGGCGCUGGACGAUCUCGAAAACAUUUGCCACUGUGCUAUGCACGGCUCUGGAAGAAGUUAGAGAAGAAUGA
Aspergillus tubingensis is the source of this 2130-nucleotide messenger RNA. RefSeq names its product C2H2-type zinc finger protein. The record is from RefSeq and is a predicted model, not a curated record. Gene Ontology annotation, cellular component: chromatin. The transcript is spliced from 3 exons. Gene Ontology annotation, molecular function: RNA polymerase II cis-regulatory region sequence-specific DNA binding; DNA-binding transcription factor activity, RNA polymerase II-specific; zinc ion binding. The coding region runs from base 1 to 2130 and encodes 709 amino acids. Gene Ontology annotation, biological process: regulation of transcription by RNA polymerase II; DNA-templated transcription. Lineage: Eukaryota; Fungi; Ascomycota; Eurotiomycetes; Eurotiales; Aspergillaceae.